AUGGCGGCUUACAGAGCCGACGAUGACUACGAUUAUCUGUUCAAGUUAGUUCUGAUCGGAGAUUCUGGUGUCGGUAAAUCGAACUUGCUUUCUAGAUUUGCUAAGAACGAGUUCAAUCUGGAAUCAAAGUCAACUAUCGGCGUCGAAUUCGCUACCAGAAGUAUCCGUGUUGAUGAUAAAAUUGUCAAGGCUCAGAUUUGGGAUACUGCUGGACAAGAAAGGUACCGAGCAAUCACAAGCGCGUACUACCGUGGCGCAGUGGGGGCCCUACUAGUCUACGACACGUCCCGCCACGUCACCUUUGAGAACGUAGAAAGAUGGUUAAAAGAGCUCCGGGCCCACACAGACUCAAACAUCGUGAUCAUGUUAGUAGGAAACAAGGCGGAUCUUCGACACCUACGUGCGGUCCCCACAGAGGAAGCAAAGGCAUUUGCGGAAAAGGAAAAUACAUAUUUUAUGGAAACGUCUGCUCUUGAAGCGUUGAAUGUUGAAACGGCUUUUACUGAAGUGUUGACACAGAUACAUCAUGUGGUGAGUAGAAAGGCGCUUGAUGCCGGGGAUGAUCCUUUGGGGUUGCCUAAAGGACAGACGAUUAAUGUUGGGAGUAAGGAUGAUGUUUCGGCUGUUAAGAAAGUUGGUUGUUGUUCCGCUUAA
Messenger RNA from Lactuca saligna, 654 nucleotides. NCBI's taxonomy places the organism in Eukaryota, Viridiplantae, Streptophyta, Magnoliopsida, Asterales, Asteraceae. The record is from the annotation of a GenBank genome assembly.